UUUAAUUGGUGAUAUCUGCGAUUCAACCUUCGACCCCACGGAGGGUGGGGCCAGCUGCACUUUUGAGUGGUUGACCGUUGAUAGCAGUAUGGCCCUCGGCUCACAGUGGGAUUUACCCAGUGAAGGACAUGUACCAGAUUGGGUCUGGCGCGUAUUAUGUGUCCCUGCGCUAAAUGAUGAUAGUCCCAUCCCGCGCAGAAUUCACUCUCGCACCGUCUUUGAGGAUGUGGGUGUUGCCCUUAAGGAUAUGACCAGUCUAGCAAAUAUCAUCUGUUGUUUAAAAGACACGCUUAAGGCCCUAUAUUACAUGCAUAAAGUUGGCUGGGUACAUCGUGAUGUCAGCGUCGGUAAUAUAUUAUGGGUCACCGAUGGCAACCAGGGCACUGGCAAACUCGCCGAUUUUGAAUAUGCAAGAUGUAUUCGUUCUAAUAAGUUCCAUGAGGUGCAAACGGGCACUCCCCAUUUCAUGGCGGUGGAAGUAGAUUCUAAGAUAUACCUGUUUGAACCAGACAAUGACGAGGGUGAGGGUGAAUGCCCUCCUUUUCGGAUGAAUGGGUUGCAUGAUAUUGAAUCUGUGUGGUGGACCUCGACAUGGGUCCUCUUUUAUUAUACUGACCAGAACCAUCCCACUGUUGAUUUGGUUAACCAGUGGAACACACUUCAAGCAAUCUUCCCCGGUGUUCUUGGCCGAACUUCGCGUCAACAUUUCUUCACCUAUUUCAAAUUGAGUCGUUGCAAGGCGAUCACGAAGACAUGUGAGCCCGUUAGUAAAUUUCUUGGUGAAUUUGCGGGUCACCUGCGAAACGCCUAUCGGAGCGCAGAGGAAUCAUAUCCGAUCAUCAAACUUGAAGGUAUCCUGGAAGGCAUUCAUAGGGAGACUGCGAAGAAUCUGAUAAAUGUACACAAGCAAUAUGUACACGGAGACGCGAGCAAUGUUAUCCUUUGCCCUUUACAUAGAUUUCUUCCACGCAAAAGGUCAAACUCAGAGGUUCAAACAUCACAAACAAGGCAGCAAAAGAGGAGGUGUUAGGUCUAUCUCGCGCAUCUAGAUAGCUUGAAGAUGGUAGGGGGAUUCCCAUAUUCUAGGUUUUUGUAAUCUGUACCGUAUUUUUCUAAACAAGUCAGGAUAAAAGCUAUGAUAUGCAAACAUAAUAAGAGUUUGAGCAUAGCAUCACUUGAAUCAUUGCUAGCGUAUGGCCAGAGCAUCCCCCUGGCAGCAAUUUCCCUCAA
Messenger RNA from Serpula lacrymans var. lacrymans S7.9, 1230 nucleotides. RefSeq lists its product as uncharacterized. The record is from RefSeq and is a predicted model, not a curated record. The transcript has 3 exons. Gene Ontology annotation, molecular function: ATP binding; protein serine/threonine kinase activity. Lineage: Eukaryota; Fungi; Basidiomycota; Agaricomycetes; Boletales; Serpulaceae. Gene Ontology annotation, biological process: peptidyl-serine phosphorylation; peptidyl-threonine phosphorylation. Bases 89 to 1030 code for a protein of 313 amino acids.